Aplosporella prunicola CBS 121167 is the source of this 2808-nucleotide messenger RNA. RefSeq lists its product as uncharacterized. Gene Ontology annotation, biological process: intracellular protein transport; clathrin-dependent endocytosis. NCBI's taxonomy places the organism in Eukaryota, Fungi, Ascomycota, Dothideomycetes, Botryosphaeriales, Aplosporellaceae. Gene Ontology annotation, cellular component: membrane coat; AP-2 adaptor complex. The record is from RefSeq and is a predicted model, not a curated record. The coding region runs from base 1 to 2808 and encodes 935 amino acids. The transcript has 2 exons. Gene Ontology annotation, molecular function: clathrin-cargo adaptor activity.
AUGCGCGGCCUGGUGUCCUUCAUCGCUGACCUGCGCAACGCCCGCGCGCGCGAGCUCGAGGAGAAGCGCAUCAAUAAGGAGCUGGCCAACAUCCGCCAGAAGUUCAAGGACGGGAACCUGAACGGCUACUCCAAGAAGAAAUACGUCUGCAAGCUGCUCUACAUCUACAUACUUGGAUGGAACGUCGACUUUGGGCAUCUCGAGGCCGUCAACCUCAUCUCGGCGACCAAAUACUCGGAGAAGCAAAUUGGUUAUCUGGCUGUCACCCUGUUCCUGCACGAGGAGCACGAGCUGUUGCACCUGGUCGUCAACAGCAUAAGGAAGGACCUUUUGGAUCACAAUGAGCUCAACAACUGUCUGGCUUUGCACGCGAUUGCCAACGUAGGCGGGAAAGAGAUGGGCGAAUCCCUGGCUUCGGAUGUCCAUCGUCUGCUGAUCUCCCCGACCUCGAAGUCUUUCGUCAAGAAGAAGGCGGCGCUGACGCUUCUUCGCCUCUACCGGAAAUUCCCCGAAAUCGUUCAGCUCGAGUGGGCGGAGCGUAUAAUAGCGCUCAUGGAUGAUCCAGACAUGGGUGUGGCGCUUUCUGUCACGUCGCUAGUGAUGGCUUUGGUGCAGGAAAACCCGCAACAGUACAAGGGUAGCUAUGUCAAGGCUGCUAAUCGGCUUAAGAAGAUCAUCAUAGACAAGGACUGCACAGUUGACUAUCUUUACUACAAGGUCCCUUGCCCUUGGAUUCAGGUCAAGCUAUUGAGGCUUCUCCAAUACUACCCUCCUUCGGAAGAUACGCACACGCGGCAGCUGAUUCGGGAAUCGCUGCAUCACAUCCUGGAAUCUGCGAUGGAAAUGCCCAAGAAUGUACAGCAAAACAACGCUCAAAACGCCGUGCUUUUUGAAGCCAUCAACCUUGUUAUUCACCUCGACACGGAGCACGAUCUCAUGGUACAAAUCUCGUCGCGACUGGGCAAAUUCAUUCAGUCCCGGGAAACGAACGUCCGAUACCUCGGUUUGGAAGCCAUGACGCAUUUGGCGGCACGCGCAGAGACACUGGACCCGAUCAAAAAGCACCAGGGUAUCAUUAUCAACUCGUUACGAGACAGGGACAUUAGCGUCCGUCGUCAGGGUCUGGAUCUGCUGUACAGCAUGUGCGAUUCUAGCAACGCGGCACCCAUCGUUUCUGAACUUCUCAAAUACCUCCAAACUGCCGACUUUGCCAUCAGAGAAGAAAUGGUCUUGAAGAUUGCUAUCUUAACGGAAAAAUAUGCGACGGAUGUACAGUGGUAUGUGGAUAUCUCGCUGAAGCUGAUCGCCAUGGCUGGUGAUCACGUUAGCGAUGAAGUCUGGCAGCGUGUCAUUCAGAUUGUCACGAACAACGAGGAGCUCCAGGUGUAUGCGGCUCAGAACAUUCUUCAGUAUGUCAAGGCGGAGCACUGCCAUGAGACGCUGGUCAAGAUUGGAGGCUAUCUGCUUGGUGAGUUUGGUCACUUGAUCGCGGACAACCAGGGCUGCAGCCCAAUUGAGCAAUUCAUGGCAUUGCGCGCCAAGAUGUUGGGCUGCUCGUCCAGCACGAGAGCAAUUCUCCUGUCUUCUUUUAUCAAAUUCGUAAACUUGUUUCCGGAAAUCAAGCCGCAGCUCCUGCAAAUCUUCCAAGAUUUCAGCCACACUCUGGACUCGGAACUGCAGCAAAGAGCCUGCGAGUACUUGGCGCUGGCCACGCUCCCGACAGACGACCUCCUAAGAACUGUCUGUGACGAAAUGCCCCCUUUCCCCGAGCGAGCCUCGGCGCUGUUAUCGCGACUCCACCAGAAGCACGCUGGCACGAGCGACAAGCGGACAUGGGUGGUUGGCGGCAAGGACGCCAACACCGACCCCAAGGAAUUCAACCUGGUCCAGCACACCGGUCUCAAGCGCUCCUUCACCAAUGCCGUCUCCAACAACGGCACUCCGACAACACCCAACGGCGGCUCGAACGGUGCCAGUGGUGCCAACGAUCUUCUGGGGCUCGACAUGAGCGGCAAGGCCACGGACGCAAACGCACCAAACCUCGCCAGCGCGGCCCAUCUCUCUCCCGACUGGGAGAUUGGGUACAACCGACUGCUGCUCCGCGCCGAGGGCGUGCUGUACGAGGAUGCGCAGAUCCAAGUCGGGCUGCGGUCCGAGUACCGGGGUGAGCUCGGCUGCAUCAUCCUGUACUUUACGAACAAGUCGUCUUCGGUAAUGGGGUCGUUCACUACAACGCUAGACAACCGGUCAUCGGAGACGUUGAAAUCCGACGUCAAGGGACUGCCAGAGACCAACGUCCUGCCAGACGGGCAAACGCAGCAAAUGAUCAUGUUCGAAGCGGUCAAUGUAUUCGAGCACCCGCCAACGAUCCGCAUCUCGUACUUGGCGGGAUCGCUGCAGGCACUGACGCUGCAACUGCCGGUCGUACUGCACAAGUACAUGGAGGGGGCGAUGCUGUCGGCCGACGACUUCUUCAAGCGCUGGAAGCAGAUUGGAGGCGCGCCGCGCGAGGCGCAGAAGGUGUUUGGGCUGGUGGGCAAGGGGCGCGCGACCAGCAUGGGCUUCACGCGCCGCGUUGUCGAGGGCUUCAAAUGGGGGCUGCUGGACGGCGUGGAUCCGAAUCAGAAGAACAUUGUCGGUGCUACGGUGCUGCACACGCGCAAUGGCCGGUGCGGAUGUCUGUUGCGUCUUGAGCCGAACUUUGACACUAUGAAAUACCGUCUCACAGUCCGCGCCACCGACGAGUCCGUGCCCCCUGUCCUGCUCAAAUUGAUGGAAGAGCGCCUCUCCCAAGGCGAGGCCGCCUAA